AUGAGUUCGUCGGAGGAUGAUAUUCCGCUCUCGCGCGCGAAUGGCCGUGUUGCUCCUCAUUCGGCGAAACCUCCUGCGAAAGCCUCUCCUAUCGGAACGAACGGCAACGUUGACCCGGGCGUGUCAAUUCGUUUCGGCCCCGUACAAGAUAAGGACGUGGAUAUGGAUGAUGCAGAUGCCCGUAGCCUGAGCAAGCGCAAAUCCCGCGCCAGUAUCGACAAGAAGAAGACCUACGCUGAGCCGGAAAGCAGCGAUGAUGAUGAUCAGCCCUUGAGCAAACGUCGACGAACUUCAGUGAAGCAUGAAGAUCCUGAAACCGAUGAGGAUGUUCCCUUGGCCCUGAACGGACGAAAGCUUCCGAAGGCUUCGGAAACGGCCAUUGGUGAGGAGUCUGAUUCUGACGCUCCAAUUGAGAGGCGACUCUCUGCGCAGAAGAAGAAGAUCGAGCAAAAGGCCAAGAAGGACGCUCCGGCCGCGCGCAAAUCCGCCGCCCCCGCAAAGGGAGCCAAGCCCGCCGUGAAGAAAGCCAACGGCGUCAAGAAGGAGGCCGCAGAUGACAAGGCCGCCAUCAAGAAGGUCAAGGCCCAGCCAGCCUCUCCCGCCGUGAAAAAAGGUAAGGGCGCUAUCAAGGCUGAAAGCGAGGACCUUGAUGAGAAGGAAGGCGAGGAGGAUGAAUACCGGUGGUGGGAAGAUCCAACCAAGGGCGACGGUACCAAGAAAUGGACCACCUUGGAGCACAGUGGUGUGGUCUUCCCUCCGGAUUACGAGGUGUUGCCGAAGAAUGUGAAGAUGAGGUACGAUGGAGUGCCCAUUUCACUGCACCCUGACGCCGAAGAAGUCGCCGGAUUCUUCGGAAGCAUGCUCAACUCAACUCAUAACGUCGAAAACCCUACCUUCCAGAAGAACUUUUUCGGAGAUUUCAAGGAUAUCAUCAAAAAGACUGGUGGUGCAAAGGAUUCGCAAGGCAAUAAGGUCGAUAUCAAGGAAUUCACCAAGUGCGACUUCAAGCCAAUCUUCGAAUAUUAUGAUGCCAAGCGCCUCGAGAAGAAAAACCUACCCCCUGCUGAAAAGAAACGCUUAAAGGCCGAGAAGGAUGAAGAAGAAGCUGCUUUCCAAUUCUGUACAUGGGAUGGCCGCAAGCAGAAAGUUGGCAACUUCCGUGUUGAGCCUCCUUCACUUUUCCGUGGGCGUGGUGAGCACCCCAAAACUGGCCACGUCAAGACUCGCGUCCAGCCUGAACAAAUCACCAUCAACGUUGGCAAGGAGGCCACUGUUCCCCCGCCUCCGGCUGGGCACAAAUGGAAAGAAGUGAAGCAUGACCAAGAAGGCACAUGGCUAGCCAUGUGGCAAGAGAACAUCAACGGCAACUACAAGUAUGUCAUGCUGGCUGCCAAUUCCGAUGUCAAAGGACAGAGUGACUACAAAAAAUUCGAAAAGGCGCGAGAGCUCAAGAAGUAUAUCGACAAGAUUCGCAAGGAUUAUCAGAAGAACUUGAAAAAUGAUUUGAUGGUCGAGCGCCAAAAGGCCACGGCUGUGUAUCUCAUCGAUCAAUUCGCCUUGCGUGCCGGAAACGAAAAAGGUGAAGAUGAAGCUGAGACCGUUGGCUGCUGCUCUUUGAAAUACGAGAACAUCUCGUUGAGGCCCCCAAAUACUGUCGUCUUCGACUUCCUUGGUAAGGAUAGUAUUCGAUUCUACGACGAGGUCAAGGUCGAUGCACAAGUUUUCAAGAACCUCAAGAUCUUCAAGAAGGCACCCAAGAAGGAUGGUGACGAGGUUUUUGACCGCUUGACGACUUCGGCCUUGAACAAACAUCUUCAGAACUACAUGCCCGGCCUAACCGCCAAGGUCUUCCGUACAUACAACGCCUCAUACACCAUGAGCAGGCUGCUCAAAGAAAUCAAGGCCUCCGGUAACAUCCCCGAGAAGAUCAAGACCUAUAACGACGCAAACCGCAAAGUCGCCAUUUUGUGUAACCACAAGCGUACCGUGACUGCUGGCCACGCUAGCCAGAUGGAGAAGAUGAGCGAACGGAUCAAGGGACUCCGCUAUCAGAAAUGGCGUUUGAAGCAGCAGAUGCUUGACCUGGAGCCAAGCCUUAAGAAGAAGAAAGGCGCUGCUUUCUUCGAGAUUGACGAGGAUCUCGACAAGGAAUGGAUCAAGGAGCAUCAGGCUUUCCUGAUCGAGGAACAGACCCAGAAGAUCAACAAGAAGUUUGAGAAGGACAACGAGAAGCGAGUCGCUGACGGCGAGAAGGAAAUGAAGGCCUCUGAAUUGAAGGAGCGCCUCGAGGUCGUCAAAGACAUGGAAAAGAAGUUCAACAAGGAGAACAAGACCGGCAAGGUUGAGGCUGAAGGUCGUGGGCCAACCGUUGAGAAAAUCGAGGCCAACAUCACCAAGCUCGAUCAACGUGUCGACACCAUGUCCAUCCAGGCCCAGGAUAAGGAGGACAACAAGGAGGUUGCUCUCGGGACCUCGAAGAUCAACUAUAUCGACCCUCGUCUCACCGUCGUCUUCAGCAAGAAGUUCAACGUCCCCAUCGAGAAGUUCUUCUCGAAGGCCCUGCGUGAAAAGUUUGAAUGGGCUAUCAAGUCUGUUGAAGAAGACUGGGAAUUUUGA
Molecule: messenger RNA, 2616 nt
Organism: Penicillium waksmanii
Lineage: Eukaryota; Fungi; Ascomycota; Eurotiomycetes; Eurotiales; Aspergillaceae
Product: DNA topoisomerase 1
Exons: 6
Coding region: 1-2616 (871 amino acids)
Biological process (GO): DNA topological change; DNA replication; chromosome segregation
Cellular component (GO): chromosome; nucleolus
Molecular function (GO): DNA topoisomerase type I (single strand cut, ATP-independent) activity; DNA binding
Source: RefSeq, a predicted model, not a curated record